CGCCCUGUUCCACCAACCUGAUUUGGUACUCCGGGGAAGGUAGUUUGCUAGUUUCUUCUGAACACUCCAUGAACAACAGGACAAUAGUUUCUUCUGAACACUCCAUGAACAACAGGACAAUGGGUGUUGGACCAAGUGAGAAGUGCAUAUCGCAUUUCAACUGGAAGCUUCACUCAACAGCAGCAUAAAGUCAGCAGACUAACGGAGUCCAACGCCAGGCACGCACAACGCAGUAAACAAAUGAAAGGAUUUAAGGAACUUUAACUUCCAAACAAUAGCACCCAAAUAAAUCAUCAACAGAAUAAUGGAGCGGAAAUCGCUUUAUAACACUUUAGAUUUGGAUUUGGAGUGUGAUGGAGCUGUCAAGGAAAAGGGAGGAAUGUUCAGCAGUGUGUUUAAAAGAUCCUCAAAAUCUACAGAACCCUCAUCAACGUCUCUUCAGGAUAACUCAUCAGUUCACAGCAAUGACAGUCUUUCUGACAACAACAAAGAGAAAGGAGGCAUGCUUAAAGGACUAUUUAAGAAGACUUCAGAGCCAUCUCGAGAUGAGACACAUAGGCCUACUCAGCCAACACUUACAGUGGAGGGUGAUGCAAUGUCAGUAGACAGUGAUCUCUCAGGUAGCAGUGACGGUCUUUCUGGAAACAACACAAAUGAAAAGCGAGGGGUGUUCAGUGGAAUGUUUAAAAAGUCCCCUAAGCCUUUGGGUAGAAGAUUUCACUCACAAGACGAUGUGGACAGCCUGCCUGCUCAAGGUGAUGUCUUAGGCAGCAGUGACAGUCUCACAGAGAACACCUCAAAGGGUGGAGUUAAGCCCAAAAUCCGUUGGAAUCCUUUCAGCUCAUCACCCAACGAACAGGAGAAAAAUCAACUGACCAGCGAAAAGCAAUCAAGGACUAAACAGGAUUACUUGUCUGUACAAAAUGAUCUCUCAGCCAGCAGUGUCAGUCUUUCCGAAACAACCUCAAAGGAUAAAUUGCCAAUAGGCAGUGAUCUCUCUACCAGCAGUGGCAGUCUCUCAGAGACAACCUCUAAGGGUGGAGUGAUGGGGAAGAUUUUUUGGAAUCCAUUCAGUUCUACCACUCGGGAUGAGGACAGAGCAGCUCUCACAACAGACUCCAGUCAGAGGCCCACUUCCACCGAGAAGCUUUCUAAAACCAAGCAGGAGAGGGACUCAGACUCCGAUGCUGAAGAGAAGAUGGAUGACUGUGAACAACAGUCAAGUUCUAAACAGACCAAGCUGGUUGGAGCGAUGACAAAGCUGAAUCUGUUUCGCUCUGCUGCUCCCAAACAAGACAAUGAAACCAGAACAGACAGUGAAGAACCACCUGCCAGCUCUGAGAAACCAUCAAGCCAUAAACAGAAUGUUGUGGUCGGAGCCAUGUCCAAACUGAAUCCAUUCCGCUCUGCACCUAAAGUCGAAAGCAGAAAUCUGAUCCAGCAAGGGCAGAAGGAGAGGAGCGCAGAGCCUGAGAUUCCCCCCCGACCCACGGAGGAGGAGCUGAAGGGUACUGUCACCUGGGACAAACUGAUGAGGAGAGAGGCAGAGGACAGUCAGGCUAGCAGGAAUAUGAUCCCCAGAGAGAGAGCAGGGAUCAUGAUUGCGAGUCCUGAAGUUCCUACUAGACCCACUGAAGAGGAGCUUAACAGAUCUGUCAAAGGUGGUCGGCAAAAGCAUAAGAAGGCCAAUCAGGACCAAUCUGAUGAUGAAGUCCUUAAAGAGGGACAAUCUGUUUCCACCAGAGAACAGAAUGAGGAAGAGAAGGAUGGAGAAGAAGAGGAGGUUAACCCGUCUGAGGGCAAAAAGGUGAAACAGAAAAAACCCAAGAGGCACAAUCCAUUCAUGCCACGAGGCGCAGCUAAGGCUAAAACCAUGCAGAAGAACACUGAGGGACAGCAGGGAGCGAAAGGCAGAAACUCUGCAGAGAAUGUUGAUGGCACAAAAUCCUUAUUUGACAAACUGGAGGAGUUCCGUGUAGACCGAAGUGAAAAUGAGUCAGAUCAAGAUGUGGAACACCUUAUGGAGUGGUGGAACACAGUGGAGCAAUGGGAGGACAUGGCUCCAGAAGAGGACUUGACUGAAAAAGAAGAGGCCAAGGCGUUUGCAUUGACUGCAGAAAAGGUGCAGAAAGGCAUCCGGGUCUUCAACAAACUUUUCUCAGAGCGGGCUGAGAGCCUGUGGCAGCACGUCAUUGACCUGAAUACCAUCGCUGACGGCCUGGACCGCUUCAACAAGAACACCAAGAUCGCCCAGAUCACUGGCGGCUCCACCAGCGCCAUUGGGGGGGUGGCCACCAUUGCAGGCCUCGCGCUGGCUCCUGUCACCUUCGGAACCUCCUUGAUUGUCACGGCUGUGGGUCUCGGUAUUGCUACGGCAGGUGGGCUCACUUCCGCCGGCGCAGGCAUUUCCAACCAAGUCAAUAACUCCUUGGACCGCAAGAAAGUGGAGCACAUCGUAGAAGACUACCAGGAAAAGAUGGCCGACAUCAACAAGUGCAUGAAGUUCAUCAAGCAGGGGAUUGAGAACCUGCGCAAGUUUGACGUGCUCAAGAUUAAAAACCAUGGCUAUAACAAAGACUUCCCGGGCCUCAACAACAUCUAUGAGGACGGGGCCAUGGCAGGCAAGGCCAUCCUCAUCAAUGCUAAUGAGAUUAUGCGGGUGGUGCAGAUUGCCAAUGUGGCAGGUAGUACGGCCGCCAGAGCUGUCCAGAUUGCCAGCAUGGCCACAGGGGUGCUGACUGGUCUGUUUGUGGGCAUGGACAUCUAUUUUGUGGCGAAGGACUCCAAAGAGCUGAAGAAGGGAGCCAAGUCUGAAUUUGCAGCUAAGAUCAGGGAGGUAGCUCUCCAGCUUCAUGAAGGAUUGGUGGAACUCAAUGGCAUUCGUGAAGAGCUUCAGUCAGCCAACACGCCCGACAAUGCUAACGAAGGCGCUGACUCCCUUGCUACUGAGAAAGCUAAAACUUUUGACGACAAUAAUGACAAUGAUGAUGAGUUAUGUAAGAAAAAAAAUGAAAUGGCCGAUGAAGGAAAUCCCUUAUAUAACAGCAAAACCUAAAUGUGUCCGGUCUCUUUUAGUGAGAACAAUGUACUGUCCAAUCCCUGUUCAUAACAUGAAGGCUGUCUUUCACUACACUCACUCUCUAAAAACUCAGAAUAACCAUCUGAAACUGCUACUCUUAUAAAAUCACUCUUUGAAGAGCGUAUCUUAAGAUUUUUACAUUUAGAUAAUUACAUUUUUAGACUCUGACAUUGGUUAGUUGGUUUGUUUGACAACUAGGGUUUCUUAGGUUGGAUUUUAGUUCAUAUUGAAACUUUCAGACUUAAAGCAUUAACAAGACUUAAGAGUAGAACUUUUACUAUUUAUUCAGAAUGUUUAUGAUUCUUCUGUUACAGAACUGGUAUAGUAGAGGGUAGAAGGUGUGCUCAGGAGAGCAAAUUAUUUUUAAUGGUUUUACUGUUUAUGGGUAUGUGUUUGAGUAAAAUGAACAUUUUGGUUUUAUUUUAAAAACAAAGACUAAAUCUACCAGAGACAGUGUCUCACACCCACUGGCAUAUUUAGUGGAAGAUCUGUGAUGAUCUGGGGGGCUUCAGCAAGGCUGGAGUCGGGGCAUAUUUGUCUUUGUGAAGGAUGCAUGAAUCAAACUACUGAAAAGGUUAUACUGGAAGAACUUGCUUCCUUCUGGAUGUUGAUGACAUUUUGCAGUGGUGUGUUUUUCCUUGAGGUUGGUACCAGUGAUCACAUUGAAGGGGGCUGGGGGGCUAAGUGAAGAGAUUCCUAUAACAGAGGGGUGGUACUUAUCCUGGGUGUUACUAAUGCUGGUAUCUGCUCUCAGCUUGAUGCUGAGGAUAUUUGUGUUGUAAACUGAUUUUAUGUUUUGACUAUUUAUAUAAUAAAAAUCUAAGUGGUAUUUCAAACAUUA
Hypomesus transpacificus is the source of this 3920-nucleotide messenger RNA. RefSeq names its product apolipoprotein L, 1 (gene apol1). Gene Ontology annotation, biological process: lipoprotein metabolic process; lipid transport. The record is from RefSeq and is a predicted model, not a curated record. Gene Ontology annotation, cellular component: extracellular region; membrane. Lineage: Eukaryota; Metazoa; Chordata; Actinopteri; Osmeriformes; Osmeridae. Bases 305 to 3055 code for a protein of 916 amino acids. The transcript is spliced from 28 exons. Gene Ontology annotation, molecular function: lipid binding.